Molecule: messenger RNA, 6529 nt
Organism: Oryza brachyantha (malo sina)
Lineage: Eukaryota; Viridiplantae; Streptophyta; Magnoliopsida; Poales; Poaceae
Product: ribosomal protein S4, mitochondrial
Exons: 1
Coding region: 833-1918 (361 amino acids)
Biological process (GO): positive regulation of translational fidelity
Cellular component (GO): small ribosomal subunit
Molecular function (GO): rRNA binding; structural constituent of ribosome
Source: RefSeq, a predicted model, not a curated record
GGGAAUAAUCUCAAGUUUAUACCCUUUUGCAAAAGGGGUACCCCUCCUUCACAACAUAAAAACCGACAAGGAAUCGCUAUCGCUACUCCCUCUAUCCAAACCAUACCUGUUGUUAAUUGCUCAAGCCGAGCCGGUACCUUACGUGGGGGCAGCUUUAGAAAAAGCCUCCAGGGGGGUCCCGGCCCAUACCUACCAAGUUUCACUGAUCGCCCUAGCGAACUAAGUCCUUCCGUAGUAGGCCUAGUUUCACCUUCAAGAGAGUAACUAGCAAGAUCCACCAAAAAGACGGAACUACGGGUGAGAGAAGGAACUAUGAUAAAGCUUUAGUGGAGGUGCGCCUUCCGGCGAACAGAAAAGAGAGAUACGAAGGAGUAAUGACGAAAGGUUGAUUGUUCGUAUGUUCAGUGAUGGCGAGCCUUCAACCAAUAAUAAAUACCUGAAAGAAGAUGCGUAGGCCUUCAAUCAUGGUGCAAUGAAUAUCGUAGAUAGAGUGAUGGAAGAAGUUCGAUCUCAUAUAGCUAGCUGGAGUCUUUCCUUUCAAAGUGAAACGAUUUUCCUUUUACGUUGAGAUAUUAGAAUUGGAUUUUCUUUCACCACUACUAUCGUAACGCACAGAAAACACUGACGUUUCCGCUCGCUUUCAACCACUGCCACUUUACCUGAGCACUGUGACGCAGUCGGUCAAGUAUUGAGUUUCUGCUAGUAUAUCAAGGACUUAUGAGAACUGAAAAGAAAAAAACUAGGCAAAGGAAUUCUCAUAGUUCAUUGAGUUAAGGGAGGACCAUUCGUGGGGGGUUCGUGGAAGAGUUGGGUUCGAUUCCCUUUAUACGCGAUGUGGCGAAAAAGACUGAUUCAACGAAAUAUGCCAUUAAGAUUUAAAACGUGUCGUCUACUUCCAGGAAAUGUUCGGAACAGAGAACUUUCUCUAAUCCAACGCCGCAUUCUCCGAAGAUUGAGGAACAAGAGGAAAUCCAUUAAAAGAAAUCUUUCUCAGAGAGAAAAUCUAAACAGUAACAUCAAAUCACAAACUACACGAAAGUUGUCCCUUUAUUAUGGGGAUUUACCCAUAAGGGAGAUGCACAGAGGAAGAGAACGAACUUCAUAUAUCCCUUUUUUACUCAAUCAAGAAACAAGAUCGGACGUGAUUCCGGUUCGUCUCCAUUUUUGUGACACUCUUCCUCAAGCAAGGCAGCCGAUAAGUCAUCGAAGGGUUUGUUUGAAUAAUGGACUGGUAACCAUUACUCAUUUGAAAGUUUCCCACGGUGAUCUAAUAUCUUUUCAAGAAAAUGACGCGAGAACCCGCGGUGAAGAAAUAAGGAGAUCUUUCUAUAUCGACAUAUCAGUUGGAAAAAUCAUAGGCAAAUUACUACCGGGCAGAAUCUGGAGAAGAACAAAAACAGAAUGGUUCCGCUUACUCACAACUCAGAGGGGAUGCCGCUUACUACUCAAAUCCUGGUUUUUGCAAGAGUUGCGUUCUUAUAUGCAAGAAGAAGACUUCGAAAGAACAAAGAAGUUUGGAUCCGCAAAAGUAUGCUUAGGCAGUUCCUUCGCUGAGCACAACAGAAUGAAGAGGAAUUUGUUUCAUUUCAAAUACUUCUUCUUAUUGAAAAGAAGGAAGGAGGAAGAGGAAUUGAUAAGAACAAUAGGGGAAGCGGAAAACCGAAAAAGAGCAAUAAGUCCUUUUGUUUACAAGUCUUCUUUAUAUAGAAAUUCGACCUAUUGCUCCGGAUCCCCGUUUACUAGGAAGAUAAGAAUCAAAAGGAUCGAACUACCUACUCAUUAUUCGGAGGUGAAUCAUAGAACACUAAAAGCUGUGGUAUCUUAUGGACCUAACAUAGGUCACAUCCCUCACGACAUAAGAUUGAAAGAUCUAAACCUUCCUCUUCGGAGCGGAAACGGACCUGGCCAAAACAUAUAAAAAAAGAUCGGCCUAGUCGCUCAUAGGGACAUAUCUAUCCGGAUAGAGGAUAGUCUAGAUCAAUUUAAAAAAAAAUCUCUCUCUAUAUAGAUAGGUAUCUCUGUGGAUAGAGAUAAAGAUAGGGAUCCCUAUAAAUCGAAAUAUGGAAAAAGUGCACUUUUUGACUACUACUACUAUUUCUUAGACUUUUUCAAGGAAACAUCGUUUUUUCGAUUUUUACUGAAUUGGUCGGAGCGUAGACGAGCGAGCAGAGCCCAGGAAAGAGGUCAGAUCGUCAUAGAGCAGUCGACUAUAAGUAUAAGACUGCUGGCCUGAGAGAAGGCAGUCUUUCUCGGGAAAAUGGCCUAAUUUAUCUUCUUUCUUUUCACACGGGUGAUGAAAGCACCCCGGGGGGUGAUUGACUGUUCUGUUGGAGUGGCAGAACAUAAUUGAGUGCCCGGCCCUUCUCACUAUAAGGAGACUUUGUCCCUUUGUUGCCCGAUGUCACACUUGUCAGUUGGUGAAGAUUGAGCAUCAGAGGCCAAAUGAUUGUUAUUCCACUUACAGUACCUCUAUCGAAGCAGAACAAGUCUAAUAUUCCACCCCCUGUUUUCUGGGAUUCUAUUUCGAUCCAAACCCGACACAUCCACUGCACGAUCCUUUUCAGCUGUAGUUCCGGGAUUGGAUUUACAAGGGGGGCGGGAAUUCUUUGUUAGCUUUAUAGCAAUCCGGUUCAAAGCCAGAUUGGCCCACUUAUUCGAAUAGAAAGAAGAGGAAGACAAACUAGCCAAGGGACAGAAAAAGGUAGAGACCAACCACCGAAACAAGGGAGUAAGGGCUAGGGGUAUAUGGGCCCAGAAAGGUCCGAUGUAUCGGUCAGCUAUACCUAAUCCUUCACUCAAAAACGCAUCACCCUUUGUAGGAUCAAGCCGAAGUCAAGCAUGAUCACCUACUGCAAACCCCAAAUAUCGUGCUCGGCGUACCUGGUCCUGAGCAGCUUUUAAUCUAGAAUAAGUGGAAUCUUCUCGGCACUCUCCUUCAUCUUCUGUGGCCCCGUCGGUCGGUACGUGCCAACCCCAACAAAUCGGGGUACGACAAAGGUUCCCGUAGAGUGCUUCGAAAGGUGCCAUUCCGAUGCUAGAGUGAUAGCAGUUGUUGUAAGCAAACUCGGCUAAUGUAUCUCUAUGCCAAUUUAGUAGGCCUGCUCAUUGAUGCUCUUCGGGUCGAUUGUAUGGGAUGUGAAUCGUUCAGGUAGGCAUCUCGGGACCAAAAAUCAGAAUCAAGGGCAUGACCGAAACCGGUGAUUAAUGCUCCACCCUCGGAGCUCUUAGAAAACUUCCUUUUCUUUGAGAAGCAGAACAAAGUACCUUUAGGAGACCUAGUUAGUGACUGGGCAGGACAGGUCAGCAGGUCUUUCAUGAACAGAGGAGCCAACCCUUAUGGGAGUGCCAAAGAAGUGUUCUUGUGUCCCCCCAUGGGCAAGGCAAUCUCGGAAUAGGUGGAAGUGAGGUAAACAAGCCAAGGAGCGGCUUCGUGGACAGGGGUUCGUGGGACUAGAAAUAAGAGAAGAAUCAAGGCCAUGCUCGGGUCUGCCCAGGCGUGGAACAAUCUUCCUCUGGUACAAAGGCGCAAUGCAAAUUCAUUGUCAAAUCGUCUUCACGCCAUCUGCAUUCAGUUGAAGAAUGUCAGAAUAUCAAUGCCUUUCAUCAUGAAAUCAAACGCGGAGUCUGUAACAGUUUUGAUCAAUCCGUCGAAUUGGGUAUCAUAGGCUAUCUUGGUUCGGGGAUAUCUUUGCUCUGUCACGGUACGAAUGAGAUAAAAUGUGGGUUAAGCUGGAGAUGCUACUGGUGAUCGGCCAUCUAGCUCUAAGCGGGCCCCUUAAGGUGGUCAUCUUAUUCUAUCACCAACAUUUUGUGUAGCUCAUACAAAGUCAGCAUAGCUAGCAGCUCUAGCACCCAUCCCUAUCGUUCUCGAGGGCGAGAGGCCAACAAUCGAUAAAAUCUAUCCAUCGAUUUAUGCAGUUCCAUAAAAAAAGGGAAGAAAUUCAUUGCUGAGGGAUAAAUGAGCCAUGAACAUGAUGAGAAAAGCACGUGGUAACAAAAUCGAAUGAAAGUACUGCCUAUUACUGAUCGAAACCUAGCGCAUCAUGUUUCGAGUCGCCAGGUGUUUAUUCUCUUGGAAGCUAACCUACUCUCCCACCCUAUUCUAUCUAUCUUUCCUCUUACUAGUAGGAUCGGAGAUGGUCGUACCACUGAAAUAUGGCACGAUCAGUGGAUAGAUGGACUACUGAACAAUGAAGCCGUUAGGGAGAAUGACUGAUGACCCAGUUCAGUUAGUUGCCGAUCUCAUGUUGCAGACGUGUCUGUCUUGCAAUCGGAGGGGCCGGCCGGAUUCCCUACAAAUAAAUUCUGUAUUAAGAAACGAAGGAAGAGUGCGCGUUCGGACCUCAACUAGUCUCCGUGCUCGUCGGGGCCAGUUUUAAGCUUUCAGAGAGUGGUCAUCAUACCCUUGCUUUCAGGCUUGGGCUUGGCGGAUCCUCUAAGUAAUGGGUACGUAGGUUUUGUGUCUGUCUUAUGUCAUCCUGGUGAUUUAUCAUCGGAAUAGCUCAGUUCGAGGGAGGGGAGAGUGGCCGAGCGGUCAAAAGCGACAGACUGUAAAUCUGUUGAAGGUUUUCUACGUAGGUUCGAAUCCUGCCUCUCCCACUUGUUGUAGACUUAAGAGAAGAGAAAGUAGGCGGAAGCCUAGGAGGGCCAACCGAGCGAAGCUCUUUCUUUUUUUGGCCGUGCCGUGAAGUGCAAUUUUCUCGUAUGCGUUUUAGAGAGGUUGUCGAAAAAAGACGAUCUAUAGAGAUUCCCAAUCGAGAAUAGAAGCGAGUCGCUUCCGGCGUCGGCUUGUAGUCUCUGCAGUCGGCACACGCACGCGCCCGCCAUCAUGCCUCCUUGGUUCGGGGCGAAGCCAAGCGAGACAUACGAUAGACGAAGGAAGCGCCCACCCAGCAGGAGGGCUAAAACCUGUAGUUUUGAAGUUGCAAACUCCAGCUUCGAAGCUGGAGUGCUUUAGUUUUGAAGCAAGAAUCACCGUCUUGAGCGCCUUGCGCGCUCAAGAACAAGCGAUGAGCGCUUUGUUGCGCCUGUGCUGUGCGGAUACGUUUUCUUGCUGGGGAAGGCUAGUUUGAUCGAGGAUUGGGGAGGAGAGGUGGAAUAAAAAGCUCGGGAUGGAUUUUGGAGUCUUUGUGCGAGCCGUAUGCGGUGAGAGUCGCACGUACGGUAAGGAGGGGGGUUCGCGUCUAUACGUGUAGUGUGGUGGUUGGGCCUACCCACCCUAUUUGUUCCAUGAUCUAUGGGUCUACUGGAGCUACCCACUUCGAUCAAUUAGCCAAGAUUUUGACCGGAUACGAAAUCACUGGUGCUCGAUCUAGUGGUAUUUUUAUGGGGAUUCUUUUUAUCGCUGUAGGAUUCCUAUUCAAGAUUACUGCAGUUCCUUUUCGGGCGGCUGUAGGACGGACGGCCCCCUAUAGGUAGUAGGGUAGGAUGGGUGGUACCGCUCAGAUAGCGGCCAAUCCUCCUAACUGCGCGCGGGCCGGGCUUAGAGCGCGUGAAACUCAUCACUACCUCGUAAGGGCGUUGAGACCAUAGCAUGUUACACAAAAGCGCCGCUUUCUCAGGAGUGUUGUCACACAGCUGCCCGACUAGAAGAGCUACUCGCUCUGUAGUGUUGUCACACAAGAUAAGCACGCCGCCCGCCUGCUGGCCGGGCGAAUCGAAGUUAUCUUCCGGUCAACUGUCCACCCAGUCAAGUGCAAAAACACAGUGGAAUCACGCAACGCACGCUGCUGGUGUGCUUCCUGCCCACGAGGAAAGAAGAGCGACAAGGUUCAGAUUUGACUGUUUGCAGCAUGGGAGCUGAUUACCCAAAAAAUCCCUGGGAAAAAAGAAAAGAUAUCUCGGUAACGAAAACCAUAGGAGGCUGUAUUGGCGAGAUCCAAGGGUUCCCAGCAGCCCAAAAGAAAACCCGCCUGGAAGUCCGAGGACCUUUAGUACCGUACCGAACCAGCAGCCUUCGCGCCAAGCGACGACCGCCCUUGUCCCUUUCCUUUUUCCAUUCAGCCUACUUCUUAGCUUUGUUCCGUCAGUCUAAGGCAAAGCUUAAGUGGUUCGCCUACCUUACCCACUUGAUGAAAGGGAACGAACUUCGUUUCCUUGACGGUUUUAUGGAUGGAUUCAGUCAGCCUCACUCCUUCCUUUUGAAAAGUGACGCUUUGCGUCUUCGCUUCCGAGGGUUAGGGUAUAGGCCGUUUCGAGCAAGCUUUCGCUUUUUCUCCCGGCUUUCUACAACUUUCGCUUUAGCUUCGCGACCCAAUGACCUUUCCGGAAUUUUAAGUAUUCGUCGCCCUACCCUAAGAAAGAAGUCACUAUAAAACAGCUUGCCCUCCUGAAGUACCAAAGGUGCGCGGAGCCCGGUGAAAAUGAAUAUGUUUGCUACUGAAAGAAGCCUGCCUAUUGACUAAUAUUCGUCUUUAGAAUGAAAGUAGCUAUGAAGCCCAAUCUACUGUCGAUUCAAAAGAGGGCAUAGUCGUAUGGGUGGGGUGUUUGUGGGGAGCUGCCUUGGAUAUGAGGAAUUCCUCAAAAAAAA